Messenger RNA from Neofelis nebulosa (Clouded leopard), 1099 nucleotides. RefSeq names its product RNA 5'-phosphate and 3'-OH ligase 1 (gene RLIG1). The coding region runs from base 13 to 1059 and encodes 348 amino acids. Gene Ontology annotation, biological process: response to reactive oxygen species. The transcript is spliced from 7 exons. The record is from RefSeq and is a predicted model, not a curated record. NCBI's taxonomy places the organism in Eukaryota, Metazoa, Chordata, Mammalia, Carnivora, Felidae. Gene Ontology annotation, molecular function: RNA ligase (ATP) activity.
UUUGGGCCUACCAUGAGGCGCCUAGGUUCGGUGCAGCGGAAAAUGCCAUGUGUGUUUGUGACGGAGGUGAAAGAGGAGCCCUCCACCAAAAGGGAGCAUCAGGUACCGAGGUGUGCGGCCCCGUGGAGCGGCCGCUCAGGGGCUGCCGGGCGCUAUAGAGCCGCCCUGCAGCCAUUUAAAGUUUUGGCAACUGAAACUAUAAGUCACAAGGCAUUAGAUGCAGAUAUAUACAGUGCAAUUCCAACAGAAAAAGUGGAUGGAACAUGUUGUUAUAUUACUAACUAUAAAGGUCAGCCAUACCUUUGGGCUCGACUAGAUAGAAAACCUAACAAAUUAGCUGACAAAAGAUUUAAAAAUUUUCUACAUUCAAAACAAAACUCAAAAGAAUUUUUUUGGAAUGUUGAGGAGGACUUCAAACCUGUUCCAGAGUGCUGGAUACCAGCGAAGGAAAUAGAACAAUUAAAUGGGAAUCCGAUGCCUGAUGAAAAUGGACACAUUCCUGGUUGGGUACCAGUGGAGAAAAACAACAAACAGUAUUGCUGGCAUUCCUCUGUAGUUAAUUAUGAAUUUGAAGUUGCCCUGGUACUGAAGCAUCAUCCUGAUGAUCCUGGUCUUUUGGAAAUUAGUGCGGUGCCGCUAUCAGAUCUCCUUGAACAAACACUAGAGCUUAUCGGAACAAAUAUUAAUGGUAACCCAUAUGGGUUAGGAAGCAAGAAGCAUCCAUUACAUCUUCUUAUACCACAUGGGGCAUUUCAAAUAAGAAAUCUACCAACCUUGAAGCACAAUGAUCUAUUAUCCUGGUUUGAAGGUUGCAGAGAGGGUAAAAUUGAAGGAAUAGUAUGGCAUUGCAAUGAUGGCUGUUUAAUCAAGGUUCAUCGCCAUCAUCUUGGUUUAUGCUGGCCAAUUCCAGAUACUUACAUGAAUUCAAAACCUGUUAUUAUCAACAUGAACCUGAACAAGUAUGACCAUGCCUUUGAUACUAAGAGUUUGUUUAAUCUUCUUUCAAAAAUAGAUAAUCAGAAAUUUGGCAGACUCAGAGAUAUCAUACUUGAUGUAUAAAGUAGAAAUGCAAUUAAAAAACAGCUUUAUUAUAUUUAAA